UUCUAAUAAAGAAAAUGAAACAAGUGAAAACAAGGAAUCUGAAAACAAAGAAUCCGAAAAAGAACACAAUGUGGCCAACUGCAAAGCUGAAAUAAAAGCUUUAAAAGAAAUGAUAGAAUCCUUAAAAAAGAUAAUUCAACUAAAGGAUCAAAGGAUCCGAAAAUUAGAUGAAAUUAUCUCUCAAGGAACGACAAUUGUUGAAAAAGUCAUAAUAAAAAAGAAAAUCUACCCAAUAACAAAGAACUUGUGA
Racocetra fulgida is the source of this 250-nucleotide messenger RNA. NCBI's taxonomy places the organism in Eukaryota, Fungi, Glomeromycota, Glomeromycetes, Diversisporales, Gigasporaceae. The record is from the annotation of a GenBank genome assembly.